GAGCUCUAAAAAACAUUUAAUCAAGUUUGUGCGAACUGUCUCUCACCCACAAAACAGUGCGAAGGACUUUACAUUGGCACUCAUUGUAUUUGUGUGGCUGGAUAAUAGAAUAUAGCAGCCAUGCCGGGUAAAGAUCCUAAUAAGCCGAAGGGAAAGACUUCUUCCUAUGCGUUCUUUGUUGCGACGUGCCGGGAAGAACACAAGAAAAAACACCCAGGAACUUCAGUGAACUUUUCCGAGUUCUCAAAGAAAUGCUCAGAGAGGUGGAGGACCAUGUCUGCAAAAGAGAAGGUGAAGUUUGAGGACAUGGCCAAGGGUGACAAAGUCCGUUAUGACAAGGACAUGAAGGGUUAUGUGCCCCCCAAGGGAUCUAAGGCAGCAGGAAAGAGAAAGAAGGACCCCAAUGCCCCCAAGAGGCCACCUUCUGCAUUUUUUGUGUUCUGUGCUGAACACCGUGGAAGAAUCAAGGCUGAUAACCCAGGCAUGGGCAUUGGAGACAUCGCCAAGCAGCUGGGUCUGCUGUGGGGUAAGCAGACUCCCAAAGACAAGCAGCCACACGAAGCAAAGGCCGCCAAGCUGAAGGAGAAGUAUGAGAAGGAUGUUGCUGCCUACAAGGCUAAGGGAGGCGCAGGUGCAACUGCUAAGAGUGGCCCUGGCAGGCCAGCUGUUGGCAAGAAGGCAGCACCCAUGGAUGAUGACGACGAUGAUGAUGACGAAGAGGAGGAUGAUGACGAGGAAGAGGAGGAUGACGAGGACGACGACUAAACUGCCUGGAAACUUGAGCUGGAGUAUUUGCAAAACAAUGUGAACCUUACAAUGUAACAUUUAUAGCAUUUUGGAUUUUUCAGAACAUGUACAGUGAUGUGCAAUGGCUGCAAUAAUGCAUACAGGGGUCAUAUUGUGCUGUCUUGUAAAUUAACAGCUCUUAUUCUCGAAGCACUGCUUGUUUUGUCUUUGGAUGGUGGCAUGUUCUUUUCCGCCCUAUAUUGAUAUCGUUUCCACUGCCGUUUUUAAGAAAUGCAAGGGAAAAUGUGUAGACGUUUGCGACCCAUUUUUAAUGUGGAGUUUCAGUGUAGAAUUUCUUUUUAUAAUAAAAAUUUGUUUUGUAUAUUAUGAUUAACUUCCUUGCCUUGUUGAUGACAAGUUAGAUUAGGGAUGUGAUUAGACAACUAGUCAUAUUCAGAUUUUUUUUUUUUCACACCCCACUAACUGGUCUUUCAGAUCUGAUCAUUUAAAAGCCCACUUGGUAGAAAAAUAUCUGAAUUGGCUGUGUAAAAUCGGCCAAAUGUACUCCCAUGUUGGUUAGCUACUAGUUUCAAGGUAGUGACCUAUUAAAUUGCACUAAAACUUCAAUGAAAAAGCUUAAUACUCAGGCAAUUCAUGACGUACACUGAACAAAAUAAAUGCAACAUGUUGGGUUUCAUGAGCUGAAAUAAAAGCUCAUAUUCUGUGUAUUUCUACCACCCAGUUAGGGAGCAUUUCUCAUUUGCCAAGAUAAUCCUGUCAAAUGUGGCAUAUUAAGCCAAUUAAACAAUACAUUAAAGGCC
Molecule: messenger RNA, 1547 nt
Organism: Salvelinus fontinalis (brook trout)
Lineage: Eukaryota; Metazoa; Chordata; Actinopteri; Salmoniformes; Salmonidae
Product: high mobility group protein B2-like
Exons: 5
Coding region: 121-765 (214 amino acids)
Biological process (GO): regulation of transcription by RNA polymerase II
Molecular function (GO): DNA binding, bending
Source: RefSeq, a predicted model, not a curated record